AUGUUGGACCUGUCCCUUGGAAGAAAACACAGCGCAUAUGUGUCCACCUCUCUUUCGCUGCCAAUAGCUGUCGACUUCGCUGCCACGAAGGCCAAGCUAAAACAAGGCUGGGUGUAUCGGAUCCGCCCUGCAGCAAACAUGGUCGACAUGCCGAAAUCACUUCACGUGGGUAGGGAAAACGAAGAAGAAGAAUAUUCAGCCUUGGGAGGGAUACGCUUCGAACAGAUCACGGAUGCUCUCAGAAUACCCCUUAGCUUUGGCCGCCGCUCGCAGGUGAAAUAUGAAGACUGGGAGGAUUUGGCCCGCCAAGUGGCAGACUAUUGGAAGAAAAAUCCGUUGCAAGAUGGGACGCCGGCUCAAGCAGAAGCCAAGAAUGGGCAUUGGGUGAACACGGACUACGAUUCGAAAUAUGACCAGGUCCCGGAAAUCACCGGCCACCCACUGCUAGCCGGGCUGAGCAUACCACAGGAAAGACCAUUGCCAACCGAUGAAGCGAAGUGGGAUGCAACCUGGCGGGAAGCACCAUUCAACUCGAUCAAGAUUGAAGACCGAAAGACAGCGCGUGAGUAUGCGAAGGAUUUCAUGGCAGAGAUUGGGGCACCUAAUGGUUGGCUAAAAGACUAUCCAUUGUUUGAGACUCCUGAUCCGUCAAUGGGUGCAAGAGAGCAAGAGGAAAAGGAGGCCAAGGAAAAGGCAGAGAGGGAGGCCAAGGAAAAGGCAGGGAAAGAGGCCAAAGAGAAGGCGGACAGGGAAGCCAAGGAAAAACAGGAGAGAGAAGCCAAGGAGAAGGCAGAUAGGGAGGCCAAGGAGAAGGCAGAGAAAGAGGCCAGGGACGCCCAGGAGAAAGCCGUCGACAACGCCAACAAGCUAGCAGGCAGCUCGGACAGCGGCUCCUGGCUAGGAAAAGUCCUUGGCGGCGCCGCUGCAGGAAUCGGCACUCUGGCGGGCUCGGCUUUCUUGACGAGUGUUGCUGUAGGCGGGACGGCCGCCGGGGGAGCUGUCGGUUCCGGGGGUGUUGCCCUCCUAGGCGCCGCGGAGAGCAUCUCGGUCACGACCUCGGAGGUAGCGGCCGUUGUUGCUGAAGUCGACCCGGAUAUGGCGGUGCAAAUCUUGUUGGAUUCGGUGCCGGCCCCUCCUACGACGCCCCCGAUUCCAGCAGGCCCCGUUGCAGAAGGCCCUCUCCUUGGCAGGCGGCGGACUACCUUGGCGCGUGCCGUGUCGCCGGGGUGGGCAUUCCGGGCUGCUGGGCCGGCUCUGGAAAGGGCCUUUGGAGAUGCUUGUCAGCUUGCUAUUAAAGAAGCUCGUCUUGACAUGGGCAUAUAA
Messenger RNA from Hirsutella rhossiliensis, 1323 nucleotides. Its product is annotated as heat-labile enterotoxin alpha chain domain-containing protein. NCBI's taxonomy places the organism in Eukaryota, Fungi, Ascomycota, Sordariomycetes, Hypocreales, Ophiocordycipitaceae. The record is from RefSeq and is a predicted model, not a curated record. Bases 1 to 1323 code for a protein of 440 amino acids. The transcript has a single exon. Gene Ontology annotation, molecular function: toxin activity.